Sclerotinia sclerotiorum 1980 UF-70 is the source of this 252-nucleotide messenger RNA. RefSeq lists its product with no specific name. Bases 1 to 252 code for a protein of 83 amino acids. Lineage: Eukaryota; Fungi; Ascomycota; Leotiomycetes; Helotiales; Sclerotiniaceae. The transcript is spliced from 2 exons. The record is from RefSeq and is a predicted model, not a curated record.
AUGCCUGCCGAAAACACGAAAAAAAAGUUCAAAAAACAAAAGAUACUAAAAACGCGGGAAUUGGCUCCACCGCAAUUUUCGCUGAUCUUUGGCCGUAUCGACCGGGCAACUCAACAUGUUUUCAAAAAUGGUAUGAAAUACGUUCCGUUAUAUCUCUCCAUCGUCCCACAUAUGUCACGUUCAAGAUUCUUGUCGCUCUCCACGGAUGUAGCUACUGCGAGCGUUGGUGCUGGCCAAGGUUCCAGCAAAUAG